Molecule: messenger RNA, 694 nt
Organism: Topomyia yanbarensis
Lineage: Eukaryota; Metazoa; Arthropoda; Insecta; Diptera; Culicidae
Gene: Atg10
Product: ubiquitin-like-conjugating enzyme ATG10
Exons: 2
Coding region: 102-674 (190 amino acids)
Biological process (GO): protein modification by small protein conjugation; macroautophagy; protein lipidation
Cellular component (GO): intracellular anatomical structure
Molecular function (GO): Atg12 transferase activity
Source: RefSeq, a predicted model, not a curated record
CCCUUGCAGCAAAAUCUCCGAGUGUCUACAACCAAUCAUAAUCAGAAGGUUGCUUUUCGUGUCUUCGUUUCUCUCUAAGAGGUUCCUAGCUCAUAUUCAACAUGAUUGGAACAUUGACAGAGGAAGAAUUUGUAAUAGAGGCUCAACAAUUCCUGAAUUUAUCACAACAGCUACACGAUGGCUGGGAGCUUGUCAAAUCAAAAUCUGGAACGGUUUAUCUGAAAAAGCAAUUGAUGCAACCACUGGUCCUGCUGAAAAACGUUAACCUGGAAGAAGAUAAUCAAGAUGAAUUACUGGUAGACGAUCCGUCUUAUUCUACACAAACAUCCAUUUCCGAACUGUACCGAUUUGACUACCACGUAAUUUACAGUAUUAGCUAUCAGGUUCCAGUGCUCUACUUCAACGUGUAUAAAUCAGAUGGCACAGUACUGUCGCUUGAAGAAGCUUGGAGUGGGUUCCUAGCUCUCGAAAGCUCUGAACAAUUACAUCAAACGUUAACACAAAUGGAGCAUCCGGUACUUUUUAGGCCAUUCUUGGCCCUUCAUCCUUGUCAGACGGCACAGGUGCUGGGCAAUACAAGCAAAAGUAAAAACCGUAUAGUUUCCUUUAUAUCCUCUUACGGGCCGGUCGUAAAUCUGAACCUCAGUUUAGACUAUGCAGCUCUAGUGGACUAAUAAACCGUUUAGCUCGACAA